AUGGUUGUCUCUGUUGAUAAUGAUGACAUGUUGGAAGAUUCAGAAAAUGAAAAUCAUAAUUUCUCCCUGACCACAAGUACUCAAUCAAUAGCAUCACAUUUAACUCAACAUCAUCAAGUUAAUGAAAAUACUAGUCCGGAUACAAUUACUACAUGUUUUGGGUCAGCUAAAAAUUCACACCCUACAAUAAAAGCACUAUUUGAAAAUAAUGACAAGCAACCUUAUAAUAAAAAAAAGCAAGAAGAUUUAACUCCAAAAUUCAAAGUGCCAGCUAUAUCUACAGUAAAGCAAUUAAUUUUCAAAGGGUAUCAAGUUGGUCGUAAUAAAUUGCAAGAACUUUUGGAAAACUCAGCUGAUUCAAUAAGUUUCACCACUGAUGAGUGGACUUCAAUGCAUAAACCUUAUAUCGGAAUAACAAUACAUUGGGUUUCAGAAGAUUUUGAACUGAAUCAGUUGCUCCUAACUUUAGAAGAAUUGCCAUAUCCACACACAGCAAAUGAUAUUGUAAAUAAAUUGGAAGCAAUUUUUGAUGAAUAUAAAAUUCAAAAUAAAAUCAUCGCUGGUGUAAGUGAUAAUUCAGCUAAUGUUGUAGCAGCAAUGAAACAUUUUGGAAAUAUUGAACAUGUUAGAUGUGCUGCACAUACCAUUCAAAUAUCUGUAGAAAAAGGGUUUAAAUCAAUUGAGACUUUCAUUAAAAAAGUAAGGAGAUUAAAUAAGUUUGCAGUCAAUAGAGAUAAAUAUAGAGAAAAACUACGAGAAAUACAACAAAAUAUAUGUAAGUUAUCUAAAGUAAUUGAUUUAAUAGAUGGAUACAAUGUUGAUGCUAGUUUGGAAUUUAUUGAUUUGGAUAAUCAAAUUAAAAUCCUUGAACCAAUUAAAGAUGUUCCAACAUGUUGGAACUCCACUUAUGAGGGUGCAUCUGAAUAUGGUAAAAAAUUAAAUGAAUUAUUAUUAAAUGAAAACGAAUGGUUAUCUUUAAAAGAAUUGUUAAAAUUAUUGAAAAAAUUUGCAGAAGCAACUGAACUGCUUGGUGGCAAUAAAUAUCCAACUUUAUCACUUACUUAUCCAGUAAUCAUAAACUAUUUAAACAUCUAG
Molecule: messenger RNA, 1095 nt
Organism: Entrophospora candida
Lineage: Eukaryota; Fungi; Glomeromycota; Glomeromycetes; Entrophosporales; Entrophosporaceae
Source: the annotation of a GenBank genome assembly